Molecule: messenger RNA, 1783 nt
Organism: Betta splendens (Siamese fighting fish)
Lineage: Eukaryota; Metazoa; Chordata; Actinopteri; Anabantiformes; Osphronemidae
Gene: dhrs7cb
Product: dehydrogenase/reductase (SDR family) member 7Cb
Exons: 7
Coding region: 280-1224 (314 amino acids)
Biological process (GO): regulation of release of sequestered calcium ion into cytosol by sarcoplasmic reticulum
Cellular component (GO): sarcoplasmic reticulum membrane
Molecular function (GO): all-trans-retinol dehydrogenase (NAD+) activity
Source: RefSeq, a predicted model, not a curated record
UAUUUUUAACACUUCAUUGAUUUUUUUUUUGUGUUGGCAACAAGGACACGUGCCUCAGAUUCUGUGCUCCACAUAUGUGUAUUAAUGGCUGACUCAAGCAGAGGCUAUUCUAAGCAGCAGGUUCCAGUGGAAAGCAGUGGGACAGACACAGAGACACAGAGCAGCGGGCUGCAUGUCUGAAGGGACGAGGGACACGGAGGCAGGAGAGGAGCUGCUAACUGAACCUAUAAAAAACAACAGGCAGUCCUCCGGAAGGAUUAACUCCAUAUUGGUGCUAACAUGGCACUGCCCUCUGUGAUGGUGUUGCCCCUCCUGAUAGUUGUGGCUGCGGGGAUAUAUUACAUCUACAAUGAGGUCAUGCACCUCAUGUCCAAGUCCUUAGUGCGAAACAAAGUGGUGGUGAUCACAGACGCUGUGUCCGGAGUGGGAACUGAAUGUGCCCAGCUGUUCCAUAAGGGUGGAGCCAGACUGAUCCUUUGUGGGACCAGCUGGGAUAAGCUGGAGUCUCUGUUUGACAGUCUCACUAAUGACGCAGACCCCAGAGAGACCUUUGCUCCAAAGCUAGUGAUCCUGGACUUCAGUGAUAUGGACAGCAUGGAGGACGUGGUGGCUGAGGUGCUGGAGUGUUACGGCUACGUGGACGUCCUGAUCUGUAACAGCAGCGUGAAGCUGAAGGCCCCGGUGCAGAGCAUCUCCCUGGAACUGGACAGGAACAUCAUGGACGUUAACUAUUUCGGCCCCAGCACUCUUGCGAAAGGUGUUCUUCCACCUAUGAUUUCAAGAAGAUCGGGACAUGUUGUACUGGUCAACAGCAUCCAGGGCCGACUGGCCAUCCCAUUCAGAAGCUCAUACGCCGCCUCCAAGCACGCGGCGCAGGCCUUCUUCGACUGCCUGCGGGCGGAGGUGGAGGAGUACGGGAUCGUCGUCAGCACCGUCAGCCACACUUUCAUCAACGCGUCCGACCCGCCCCCUGCUGAGGAGCCGGCGGGCCCCAAGCCCAGCGCCCUGGCUGCAUUUGUCGCCAGUCAGCUGACCCACGGCGUGCGUCCAUGCGUCCUGGCCAAUGAGAUUCUGCACACGGUGAACAGGAAGAGGAAGGAAGUGGUGCUGGCCCACCCCGUCCCCAGGGUGGCCCUCUACCUCCGCUCCCUCGUCCCCCCCGUCCUCUUCGCCGUGCUGGCUGCCGGAGUGAAGGACUCGGCGCUGGCUGCGGAGCUGCAGUAGGAGACAGGCAGCGAGGCGUGAAGCAAGGCGAGCGUGAAACCGCCCGACGUAUUGAAGUCGGUGAGACUGAGGUGAAGCAAAGCGGAGUUCACUGAAUUCAGUGGCAUGUUUUAAGUAUUGGGGCAACUUAGCAACAACACACAGUUACAUGUAUCCGUCACAAACAUUCAAAUUGCUUGUAGAAAUGUAAACGUGUUUUUAAACUGUAAUGGCAACAAAAACUGAGAAAACUGUUACUUCUUUUUGACAUUGUUCUAAUGUUGUUUAUUAUAAAAUCACCCCUUUUUUAUGUAUAAAGGCACAAUAAAAUGAUUAAAAGUCAGCCUCUCAGUAAAGUCAUAUACAACACCACCACCAAUCAGCACCUUAAUGAAUUAAAGGGGCUCGUAUUUAAAUUAGCUCUAGUUCCAGUUAUGAAAUGCAUAAACAUAAACUGUAUUUUGCAAUUAAGGCAAGGCUGUAAAGCAGUUGUAAUGUUGUCAGAAUCUUAACACUUAUUGGAAUGAGCCUAAUGUCAAAUUAAGAAGCGAAUAUAAAAUGAUUUAUUUGCACGCUGUGA